Haemonchus placei is the source of this 867-nucleotide messenger RNA. Lineage: Eukaryota; Metazoa; Nematoda; Chromadorea; Rhabditida; Trichostrongylidae. The record is from the annotation of a GenBank genome assembly.
AUGAUAAGUCCAGUCAACAGUCCAACGGAACCAGUUGGAAAAAAGAAGAAGAAAUUAAAAAAAAAGAAGUUGGAGUCGGUCACUCCCGAAGUCUCUCCAGAUAGUCGUUUUGUGGCUAAAGAUGGUAUGAACGACGAAGUCAUGGAAGAAGCAACUGUAGAUACAGAUGAAGGCCAUGACGUUGCGGAAGAGGGUGGAAGUUCCCAGAAGGAAGGGGCAUCUAAAGAUGCCAACGAAGAUGACGACGACAUUGAUAACCCAGAGUCUAAGCAGAGGAAGUCGGGAGUACUUUAUUUUUCUCGGAUCCCUCCGAAGUUCACGCCAUCAAGAUUACAAGAAUAUUUCGAGAAACAUGCUCCUGGUAUGAUCGGCAGAGUUCAUUGCACGCGUAAUAAAAACGCAAAAACGAUUGAAAAUCGUUACUCAGAAGGGUGGUUAGAAGUAAAAAAGAAAAAGGUAGCGAAAGCUUUGGCUGCUCGAUUCGACAAUACUCCUGUUGGAGGAAAGAAACGGGAGUACACGUCAAGUGUUUUGUGGAACAUCAAAUAUCUCAGUUCAUUUAAAUGGGUCCAUUUGAUGGAACAACUACAAUAUGAACGAGCAGUUUCAAUGCACCGCAUGAAUGCCGAAAUAGCGCAAGCGAGAAGAGUUGCUGCUCAUUUUGAAGAACAAGUUGAUAAAGGACGACAUCUCAAAAGAUUGGAAGAGAAGGCUCUUAAGGCUGGUGGUCUUUGGAACAAGUUUCAGCGAGAAAUUGAACAGCGAAAAGUUGUGAAAUCGAAGGCAAAGAAAAAGAGGCUGAAGUCAAAGCAACCGCACUCCGCUGCUAAAGAUGACGAAGUUUUGCAAAUGAUAUUUGCUGAGUAA